CAAGAAUGUGGCAAAGCUUUUAACCAGUACUCAAGCUUUUCCAGACAUCAAAUAAUUCAUUCUAGAGGGAAACCCUACAAAUGUCAAGAGUGUGGCAAAGCCUUUAACCAGCACUCACAACUUUCUCUACAUCAAAGAAUUCACUCUGGAGAGAAACCCUACAAAUGUGAAGUAUGUGACAAAGCCUUUACCCAGUACUCAAGCCUUUCUGAACAUCAAAGAAUUCAUUCUGGAGAGAAACCAUACAAAUGUCAGGAAUGUGGCAAAGCCUUUAACCGGCAAACAAACCUUUCUACACAUCAAAGAAUUCACUCUGGAGAGAAACCCUACAGAUGUCAAGAAUGUGGCAAAGCCUUUAACUGCCACUCAAACCUUUCUGCACAUCAAAGAAUUCACUCUGGAGAGAAACCCUACAAAUGUAAAGAAUGUGGCAAAGCCUUUAACCAGCACUCAAGCCUCUCUGUACAUCAAAGGAUUCACUCUGGAGAGAAACCCUACAAAUGUCAAGAAUGUGGCAAAGCGUUUAAUCAGCACUCACACCUUUCUGAACACCAAAUAAUUCAUUGUGGAGAGAAACCCUACAAAUGUCAAGAAUGUGGCAAAGCCUUUAAGUGGUACUCAAACCUUUCUGCACAUCAAAGAAUUCACUCUGGAGAGAAACGCUACAAAUGUCAAGAAUGUGGCAAAGCCUUUACCCAGAACUCACACCUUUCUGCACAUCAAAGAAUUCACUCUGGAGAGAAACCCUACAAAUGUCAAGAAUGUGGCAAAGCCUUUAACCAGUACUCAAUCCUUUCCAAACAUCAAAGAAUUCACUCUGGAGAGAAACCCUACAAAUGUCAAGAAUGUGGCAAAGCCUUUAAGCAGCACUCAAACCUCUCUGUACAUCAAAGAAUUCACUCUGUAGAGAAGCCCUACAAAUGUCAAGCAUGUGGCAAAGCCUUUCAGCUGAACUUACACCUUUCUAGACAUCAAAAAAUGCACUCUGGAGAGAAACCCUAGAAAUCUCAAGAAUGUGGCAAAGCCUUUAAAGCGAACUCAUACCUUUAGAAACAUCAAAGAAUUUAUUCUGGAGAGAAACCGUAGAAAUGUUAAGAAUGUGGCAAAGCCUUUAAGCACGACUCACACCUUUCUGGACAUCAAAGAAUUCACUCUGGAGAGAAUCCCUACAAAUGUCAAAAAUGUGGCAAAGCCUUUAACAGUCACUCAUACCUUUCUGAAUGUCAAAGAAUUAACUAUGGAGAGAUACCCUAUAAAUAUUAAGAAUGUGGAAAAUCCUUCAAAUAUUACACAAGCUUUUCUAGACAUCAAAGAAUUCAGUCUGGAGGGAAACCCUACAAAUUUGAAGAGUGUGUUAAAGCCUUUAACUGACUGAAACCUUUCUGUACAUCAAGGAAUUCACUCUGGACAUAAACCUUACUAACUGAUAGAGUGUGCUAAAGCCUUUUACCUUAGUUCAACUUAUAGUAAACAUCACAGAAUUUCUUGUGGAGAGAAACUCUACAAAUGUGAAGAAUGUGUCAAGGCAUUUACGCUGUACUCAACCCUUCCCAUACAUCAAAGUAUUCAUUCUUGAAAGACACUCUACAAAGGUCAAAAAUGUGGCAUUUACUGUAAUUAAUUUGUGAACCUUUCUAGACAUUUAAAAAUUUAUUCUGGCGAGAAACCUUAUAAAUAUGGACAGUGUGGCAAACUCUAACUCACGUUCAAUUCUCUCUGUACAUAGAAGAACUCACACAGGAGAGAAACCCUCCGUUUGAAGACUGUGGCAGUGCCUUUUCCUGUUGUUCAUAGCAUGAUAAGAAUAAAGAAUUCAAACUGGAGAGAAAUCUUACGAAUGUAAACAGUGUGGCAACGACUUUAACCAGAGUUCAAACCUUACUACACAUAAGAACAUUUACAUUGGAGAGAAAUCUUACAAAUGUGAAUUGUAAUGUGCAAAGAUUUUCAGUGAUCUUCAGUCUUAGUAAACAUAAUAGAAACCAUAGUAGGAAAAAUGGUAACAAU
Messenger RNA from Nycticebus coucang (slow loris), 2007 nucleotides. RefSeq names its product zinc finger protein 724-like. The record is from RefSeq and is a predicted model, not a curated record. The annotation marks the transcript as partial. The transcript has a single exon. NCBI's taxonomy places the organism in Eukaryota, Metazoa, Chordata, Mammalia, Primates, Lorisidae. Gene Ontology annotation, cellular component: nucleus. Gene Ontology annotation, molecular function: RNA polymerase II cis-regulatory region sequence-specific DNA binding; DNA-binding transcription activator activity, RNA polymerase II-specific. Gene Ontology annotation, biological process: regulation of transcription by RNA polymerase II.